AUGCCAGCCUUGUACUCGACCCUGGAGGAGCGGGCCCACAUGGCCCCGCACCUUGCCCAACGCAGCCUAAGCGUCAACCAUACACAGGCGAUAACGCUAGGGAUCAUGGCCGUUUACGUGGUUGUUAUCGCCUUACUUUGGAAUCUGCCAUAUCUUCGCUAUUCAUUAUGGCCUUUCAAGAUGCUGGUUAUCGCGUUUCACGAAUUCGGGCAUGCGAUCACUGCUUGCUGCACAGGUGGAAAGGUCGAGUCGAUCUCCCUUGAUCCCCAUGAAGGUGGCGUCACCCAUAUGCGAGGAGGCAUGUCUGCGAUCACACUGCCGGCGGGAUACCUGGGGUCAUCCAUUAUUGGCGCUCUUUUGAUCUUCGCUGGGUUCGAUGUUGUGGCUAGUAAGAUUGCAAGCAUUGUUCUGGGUUUGACUAUCGGCACUAUCCUACUUGCGGUCGGCUUCCUCGUGGCAUGCUGGUUCAUUGCCCAUGCUGAAGCCUUACGGUGGUUCGUGCUAUUUAUCGGCGUCAUGUCUUCUCUAUACAGUGUAUGGGAUAUCUGCGACGACCUCAUUCUCCGCAAAGUCAACAGCUCGGAUGCCAGUGUGUUCGCCAAGAGAUAUGGAGGAUCUUCUCAGUGCUGGGGUGUCAUCUGGUCUCUCAUCUCGCUGGGAUUCAUGGCAGUUGGUAUUAUUGGGGGAAUCGCAGCAUUCCCAGAGUCUUUCAGCCAGCAAGAGAAAGAUUCGAGCCAUUUCAUUCCUACCUUCUAA
This is a messenger RNA of Penicillium odoratum, 756 nucleotides long. RefSeq names its product M50 family metallopeptidase. The coding region runs from base 1 to 756 and encodes 251 amino acids. The record is from RefSeq and is a predicted model, not a curated record. Lineage: Eukaryota; Fungi; Ascomycota; Eurotiomycetes; Eurotiales; Aspergillaceae. The transcript is spliced from 5 exons.